AUGAUGUCAUCAUGCAGUGACUCCGGGGCCAAUGCCCGGCGGGUGGCUGGGGCGGUGUGUGGAAGCCGGCCACGCUCCGCACGCUGGCCCGGCCGCCUGCCGUCCCUGACCUGCGGCUGCUGGGCCUGCCCGGGAGUGUGUGGUGGUGGCGGUGGCGGUGGUGGCGGCAGCGCGGGGCUGGCUGGCAGUGGAACUGCGUGUGCCUCUGCCACUAGCACCCCAUCCGGCGCUCUGGCGCCCCUCCGGCCCUGUGGUGCCUGGGCCCCCCGCCUCAUGGCCUCAACGGUGGCGCCGGCCCUGAGAGAAAUAGACACUCUAAAAUCAAAGAUAAUGAACAGGAUUCUUCUCUAUGGAAUACCCAUUCUGCUCUUCUGUGCUAUGGCCCAGGGCUUGUGGUGUUUUCACCAUUGUAAGCUUCCAAGUUCAGAUAAUGCGUGUAUCCCUGUGGCGUGCUAUGCUUGCAAACAGGAUCAAUGUUACUAUGAAGACUCAGUACUCUUAGAAGUGACACCGAUGCCACAAAAAAGGCGUCGACCAAGACUAGGAAUGUCAAAUGUCACAGUGUACAACCAUAUGUACUGGCAACCUGGUUGCACCACCGCAGAGAAUCGCCAUCUAUGCAACACGACUCGAGACAUUAGUUCAUUCGAAAUGAUGGGUAAAAUCUUUACACGGAGGUCUACUUUUUCUUGCUGCAGCAAAAUGUGGUGUAAUACAAACAAAACUCUCAACUGGUAG
Molecule: messenger RNA, 738 nt
Organism: Eublepharis macularius
Lineage: Eukaryota; Metazoa; Chordata; Lepidosauria; Squamata; Eublepharidae
Exons: 5
Coding region: 1-738 (245 amino acids)
Source: RefSeq, a predicted model, not a curated record